Messenger RNA from Eutrema salsugineum, 1192 nucleotides. RefSeq names its product protein SCO1 homolog 2, mitochondrial. Lineage: Eukaryota; Viridiplantae; Streptophyta; Magnoliopsida; Brassicales; Brassicaceae. The record is from RefSeq and is a predicted model, not a curated record. The coding region runs from base 160 to 996 and encodes 278 amino acids. The transcript is spliced from 7 exons. Gene Ontology annotation, biological process: mitochondrial respiratory chain complex IV assembly.
CCAAGAAAAUAUAAUUUUUCUUUUGGCUCCUCACCAAGAAAAAGAUUCUACCGGAGGAAAGUACCGGAUUUUUUAGACGAAUUCAGAAAAUGGGUCUACCCUUUGGAAUGAAUUAAUAUUUUUUUCCCCCAAGAAACAGAGAAGAACUUCAAGAUUUCAAUGUUUUCUUAUCGGCGUCUUCUUCUUUCCUGCAAACAUGCUGCGAAUCAGGCCGCCAAUUUUCUCCGAGGGUCUGGGCCAUCUAGACGAAUUCAAUCAUUCAAUUACAGCAAAUCAACAAGACAGGGCGGCCAUGGAAGGACGGAUCUUAACCCUCAACUGCCUAUAGGAACUCAAACUUCUUAUCGCUCACGUGCUCGUUAUGCUGCUCCAGCACUUGUGUUUGGAUUUGCUGGAUUCGUGGCGUUUCUUCAUUACAACGAUGAAAGGAGAGCAGUUCCAAAAGGUCAACCAAGCAGCAAUAGCGGUUGUGGCUGCGGUUCUAAUACAACCGUUAAAGGUCCAAUUAUCGGAGGUCCAUUCACGCUUUUGAGUACACAAAACACGAUAGUCACUGAGCAAGACUUUUGUGGUAAAUGGGUUCUACUCUACUUUGGUUACUCGUUUUCCCCUGAUGUUGGACCCGACCAAUUGAAGAUGAUGUCCAAAGCAGUUGAUAAACUAGAGUCUAGUGAUAACCAGAAGAUUCUGCCUGUCUUUGUCACUCUUGACCCUUUGCGAGAUACACCUUCUCAUCUUCACGCAUACUUGAAAGAAUUUGAUAGUAGAAUACUUGGAUUGACCGGAUCUGCAAGUGCAAUGAGACAAAUGGCACAAGAGUAUCGUGUUUAUUUCAAGAAAGUUCAAGAAGAUGGAGACGAUUAUCUUGUUGAUACUUCUCACAACAUGUACUUGUUGAAUCCGAAGAUGGAGGUUGUGAGAUGCUUUGGUGUUGAGUAUAAUCCAGAUGAGCUCUCACAAGAGGUUCUUAAAGAAGUUACUUCUGUUUCACAAUAACUCAUUUUGACCAAACACUAAGAGAGAUGUUCACAAAAUGAACCGCUAAGAUGCUUUUGACUGUUUUCAUCCAGUGGUGAAUUUCUUCUUAGAUUCUUCUAUUGUUAUUGAAAAAAAUGAAAAUUACGGUGUAGAUCCAACAAACUGAACAAAGUCGAUAAAGUGGCAUGGAAAUUUUCCAAUCUAUAAAUUUUUU